UCACAGGUAUAGAAGAUAUCUGUUAUUAAUUGUCAUUCAGAAUUAUCAGUCAGAACACGUAGAUGGCAUAUCGAAACGCACACAAUCAAAGCGUCGCGUCGAUGAGAACCGUAUUCUGUUUCUUUUACGGUGCGCGUACGACUGUCGUGUCUCGAAGAAAGCCUCAGUGCUGACCUGGCGGCCGUCGCGAUCGCACCGGCCCGCCGACAAUGUGGCUGACUUUGUGACUCAAGUGUGGUGAAUUUGUGUUCAAGAGCAGUGCCCGUGCGUUAACCCCAACCCCUGAUAGUGCCUAACCGGAUUUUUUUUAAAUACAGAACGCCCGCGGCGUACUAAAGAUUUACGAUGUUGAUAAGGUGGCGGGCGGCGUUGUGUGUCGCCGCGUUGCUGAUCGGAGCUACACUCGCUAACAAUGAGGGAAACCUUUUCACGUGUCCCAAUGGCUGGGAACUAAAAGGACUCCAUUGCUACAAAUUCUUCAAUAUCAGGCACUCUUGGGAAAAAGCUGCAGAGCUAUGUCGGAGGUACGGCAGCGAAUUAAUGGUAGUAGACAGCUACACAGAAAACAACAUGACUGCAAGCAUGGUGCCGGCUAGUCCUAGUAAUAACCAUUACUGGCUCGGGCUUGCCUCAGUUGAUGAUCUCCGAACGAAUACACUUGAAUCUGCUGCCGGUGCAUUAGUUUCACAAUACGCUGGAUUCUGGGACUUAAAACAGCCAAACCCAAAAGAAGGCGAAUGCGUAGAUGUUCUUGUCACAUCGGAUAGUCAAUCUUGGGAGCUAACAACUUGUGAAACAUUAUUGCCCUUCAUGUGCAAAGCCAACGCCUGUCCAGCCGGAACCUUCCAUUGUUCUAACGGAAGAUGUAUCAACGCAGCCUUCAAAUGCGACAAACAAGAUGAUUGCGGUGAUGCAUCAGACGAAAUGGACUGCGCUUCUGAGUGUCACUUUUAUAUGGCGAGCAGCGGAGAUGUAGUGGAAUCCCCUAAUUAUCCACACAAAUACCCAUCAUUUAGCGAAUGCAAAUGGACUCUUGAAGGGCCUCAAGGACAAAAUAUUCUUUUACAAUUCCAAGAGUUUGAAACAGAAAAAUCCUUUGAUACAGUCCAAAUUCUUGUCGGCGGUAGGACCGAAGAAAAAUCAGUAAAUUUAGCCACCCUAUCAGGAAAACAAGAUUUAUCUAACAAACUCUAUGUAUCUGCAUCUAAUUUCAUGAUUAUUAAAUUUAGCACAGAUGGUUCUGUAGAAAAGAAGGGAUUCAGGGCAUCAUGGAAAACAGAAUCUUCUAAUUGUGGUGGUGUCCUUCGAGCUACACCUCAAGGCCAAGUUUUGACGUCACCGGGCUAUCCAAAUGGGUACCCAGGUGGCUUAGAAUGCAUGUAUAUAAUCGAAGCCCAACCGGGCCGAAUUGUUUCAUUAGAGAUUGAAGAUUUAGAACUAGGAAUGAACAGAGAUUACAUCGUUGUAAAAGACGGUAAUACCCCUUCCAGUCCAGUGUUGGCUAGAUUGACGGGUCCUGGUGAAGACAAUGAAAAAGUUGUGAUUUCGACAACAAAUCAUCUUUACUUGUACUUUAGAACAAGCCUGGGAGAUUCUAAAAAAGGAUUUAAUAUGCGAUAUUCGCAAGGCUGCAAAGCUACCAUCAUUGCGGCUAAUGGUACAUUCACAUCCCCGGCAUACGGUCUAACAAAUUAUCCCAACAACCAGGAAUGUCUCUACAGAAUUAAGAAUCCUACUGGAGGUCCACUUUCGUUGAAGUUUGAUGAAUUUAAUAUUCAUUCUUCUGAUGUAGUACAAGUUUUCGAUGGUUCGAGUACAAAUGGACUCAGGUUACAUUCUGAAAAUGGAUUUACUAUAAAACCUAGAAUAACUUUGACUGCUUCCAGUGGUGAAAUGUUAAUACGAUUUGUAUCUGAUGCAUUGCAUAAUGGAAAAGGAUGGAAGGCGACGUUUUCUGCAGAUUGCCCACCACUAAAAUCUGGUAUAGGAGCACUAGCAUCAAAUAGAGAUACUGCUUUCGGAACAGUCAUAACGUUCUCUUGUCCAAUUGGUCAGGAAUUUGCUACAGGAAAACCCAGACUUACAACUAAAUGCUUGGACGGCGGAAAUUGGUCAACGACGUACAUACCUAGCUGUCAAGAGGUAUAUUGUGGUCCAGUGCCGCAAAUUGACAAUGGUUUUUCAAUCGGUUCCACAAACGUGACAUAUCGUGGUAUUGCCACUUAUCAAUGUUAUGCAGGUUUUGCUUUUCCAACUGGUCAACCAAUUGAAAGAAUAUCAUGUUUAUCCGACGGACGAUGGGAGCGAACCCCCACUUGUUUGGCUUCUCAGUGCGUAGCCUUGCCUGACGUACCGCACGCGAAUGUAACGAUUCUUAACGGUGGCGGUCGUAGCUACGGUACAAUCGUCCGUUACGAAUGCGAACCAGGCUAUGUUAGAUCUGGUCAACCAGUACUUCUCUGCAUGAGCAACGGCACGUGGUCUGGAGACGUACCGACCUGUACAAAAACCAUAUGUUCUAAAUUUCCCGAAAUAAAAAACGGUUAUAUCGUAGAUCAGAGCAGAACUUACAUGUUUGGCGACGAAGCACGCGCGCAGUGUUUUAAAGGUUACAAAUUAAAUGGACCUAGCAUACUAAGAUGUGGGGCAAACCAAGAAUUUGAUCAAGCACCAACAUGUGAAGAUAUAAAUGAGUGCUUGAGUUCGCAAUGCGACUCAGUCUCAACUGAAUGUAAAAACACUCAAGGAGGAUUCUUCUGUCCCUGUCGAACUGGUUUUGCACCCAGUUUAGAUUGUAGACCUGUUGGCGAUUUAGGACUUAUAAAUGGAGCCAUUCCUGACGAGUCAAUUUCGACAUCAACACCAGAACCAGGAUAUAACAGUGGUAUGGUGCGCCUUAACAACGGAGGUGGAUGGUGUGGUAACAAUCUCGAAGCCGGCGCGAAUUGGAUUUUAAUCGAUUUGAGAGCUCCAACAAUUGUCCGAGGAUUUAGAACGAUGAGUGUAAUGCGAGCUGAUGGCAAUAUUGCAUUUACUUCUGCCAUACGCAUACAGUACACAAAUGAUCUUACCGAUGUUUUCAAAGAUUACACUAAUCCUGACGGGACUGCUGUAGAAUUCCGUAUUUUAGAACCAACUCUAUCUGUGCUUAAUCUCCCAGUACCUAUAGAAGCACAAUACGUCAAAUUCAAAAUUCAAGAUUAUGUUGGAGCACCAUGUUUGAAAUUAGAAGUUAUGGGAUGUGCGAGAUUAGACUGUUUAGAUAUUAAUGAAUGCAGCGAAAACAACGGAGGAUGUGAGCAAAAGUGCUUAAACACGCCCGGCAACUUUUCAUGCGCGUGUAAUCUUGGAUUUGAAUUAUAUUCUUCCAAUGGAACAGCAGGCUUCUCAAUUGAACUAUCUGAAACCGGUGAAAGAGACGGCGAUACAUAUCAAAGGAAUAAAUCUUGCGUACCGGUCAUGUGCCCCCCACUUGCACCACCUGAAAACGGACAACUUUUAUCGACCAAAAAAUCUUAUCACUUCGGUGAUACAGUUCAUUUCCAAUGUGACUUUGGAUAUGUAAUGUCAGGAUUUUCGACAUUACAAUGCACCUCAAGUGGAACUUGGAAUGGAACUGCUCCUGAAUGUCAAUAUGCUCGAUGUGUAACUUUAUCUGACGACAAAAACGAUGGCUUAAGAGUCAUAAGGGAUGAUCCUGAAAGUGUUUUAGUACCAUACAGAGACAAUGUUACAAUCACCUGCACUUCUCCUGGGAGACACCUGAGAAAUACUCUCACAUCUUCUUUUAGACAGUGUGUUUACGAUCCCAAGCCUGGUCUUCCUGAUUAUUGGUUUUCUGGGGCACAACCACAAUGUCCAAGACAAGACUGCGGUAUCCCAAUGCCAACACCUGGUGCAGAAUAUGGGCAAUAUCUUGAUACUAAAUAUCAAAGCUCCUUUUUCUUUGGUUGCCAAAACACUUUCAAACUUGCUGGGCAGACAAGUAAACACGAUAACGUUGUAAGAUGUCAGGCAAAUGGCAUAUGGGACUUCGGAGAUUUGAGAUGCGAAGGACCAGUUUGUGAAGACCCAGGUAGACCUGCUGACGGCUACCAAAUUGCAAGAAGCUAUGAGCAAGGAUCUGAAGUACUAUUCGGUUGUUCGAGACCUGGGUAUAUCCUAAUAAAUCCGAGACCUAUAACAUGCAUGCGUGAACCGGAAUGUAAAGUUAUCAAACCUCUGGGUCUUGCUUCGGGUAGAAUACCUGACUCCGCUAUCAAUGCUACAUCAGAAAGACCUAACUAUGAAGCUAAAAAUAUUCGACUCAAUUCGGUUACGGGUUGGUGUGGUAAGCAAGAAGCUUUUACGUAUGUGAGUGUAGAUCUUGGUAAAGUUUACAGAGUCAAAGCUAUCCUUGUAAAGGGUGUAGUAACUUCCGAUAUUGUGGGACGUCCUACUGAAAUAAGAUUUUUCUAUAAACAAGCCGAAAACGAAAACUAUGUUGUUUAUUUCCCGAAUUUCAAUUUAACCAUGAGAGAUCCUGGAAACUAUGGAGAACUAGCAAUGAUUACAUUGCCAAAAUUUGUCCAAGCAAGGUUUGUAAUCUUGGGCAUAGUCAGUUUCAUGGACAACGCUUGUCUCAAAUUUGAAGUAAUGGGAUGUGAAGAACCAAGCACAGAACCCUUAUUGGGUUACGACUAUGGUUAUUCUCCUUGUGUUGAUAAUGAACCACCAGUAUUCCAGAACUGCCCUCAACAACCUAUUGUAGUCCAAACCGAUGUUAACGGUGGCUUACUUGCUGUAAACUUCACUGAACCUACUGCUAUUGACAAUUCUGGUGCAAUAGCUCGAUUAGAAGUUACACCCCAGCAUUUUAAAACACCAAUUCAAGUAUUCCAUAAUAUGGUAGUUCGAUAUGUGGCAUUCGAUUUUGAUGGAAAUGUUGCAAUUUGUGAAGUAAACAUUACUGUACCUGAUUACACCCCUCCUAAAUUAAGCUGCCCCCAAAGCUAUGUUAUAGAGCUGGUGGAUAAACAAGACAGUUACGCUGUUAAUUUCAACGAAACGAGAAGAAGGAUCAACGCAACUGAUUCAUCCGGAGAAGUUUACUUGAAGUUCAUUCCUGAAAGAGCAGUUAUUCCCAUUCGAGGAUACGAAAACGUCACAGUUAUCGCCUCAGACAAAUAUGGCAACAAAGCUCAAUGUCACUUCCAAGUAUCAGUGCAAGCUACUCCGUGCGUAGACUGGGAACUAAUGCCUCCAGCAAACGGUGCAAUGAAUUGUAUUCCGGGUGACAGGGGUAUACAGUGUAUAGCCACUUGCAGUCCAGGUUUUAGAUUCACAGAUGGAGAGCCUGUCAAGACUUUUGUCUGCGAAACGAAACGUCAAUGGGUCCCAUCUGCUGUUGUUCCAGAUUGCGUUUCUGAAAACACUCAACAAGCUGCUUAUCACGUCGUAGCCGGUGUACAGUACAGAGCUCUGGGUGCAGUUUCAAGUGCUUGUUUACCUCAAUACAAAGAUCUACUAGCACAAUAUGAUAACAUUCUAAACGAAAGGCUGUCACAACGUUGCUCAGCAGUUAAUGUUAACAUUAACGUAACUUUCGUUAAAGCUAUGCCAAGUUUAUUAGAUGAAAAUGUGGUAAAAAUGGACUUUGUCUUGGCCAUUACACCAGCCAUUAGACAAACUCAGCUAUAUGAUUUGUGUGGCUCAACACUAAAUCUCAUCUUUGAUCUGUCUGUUCCAUACGCAAGUGCACUUAUUGAACCAGUACUAAAUGUUUCAUCCAUCGGAAAUCAAUGUCCACCACUGAGAGCAAUCAGAAGCUCAAUAACAAGAGGAUUUACUUGCAGUGUUGGAGAAGUAUUAAAUAUGGAUACAAACGACGUACCUAGAUGUCUACAUUGUCCUGCUGGUACUUCCGCUGGAGAAAAGCAAAAGACGUGCACAAUGUGUCCACAAGGAUAUUUCCAGAAUCAAGCACGUCAAGGUUCGUGUUUGAAAUGUCCUCAAGGUACAUUUACUCGAGAAGAAGGCUCAAAAGAUAUUUCUGAUUGCAUACCGGUCUGCGGUUACGGUACAUACUCACCAACUGGACUGGUUCCUUGCUUAGAGUGUCCCAGAAACAGUUACACUGCCGAACCUCCAGUCGGAGGCUUCAAAGACUGUCAAGCAUGUCCGAUAAACACAUUUACCUAUCAACCAGCAGCGCCAGGUCGUGACAAGUGUAGAGCAAAGUGUGCUCCAGGUACAUAUUCCCCAACGGGACUUGCACCCUGCUCUCAAUGUCCUCGAAACUUCUACCAAAACCUUGUUGGACAAACAACUUGUAUGGAAUGCCCUACGAAUAUGAAAACAGUAGGAACAGGCGCAACAGGAUUAGAAGAAUGCAUCCCUGUUGAAUGUUCGAACAGCGCUUGCCAGCAUGGAGGUCUAUGUGUGCCGAAAGGACACGGUGUCCAAUGCUACUGCCCAGCUGGAUUUUCUGGACGCAGAUGUGAAGUUGAUAUCGAUGAAUGUGCCAGUCAACCCUGCUACAACGAUGGUACCUGUACUGAUUUGCCUCAAGGAUACAGGUGCUCGUGUCCUACUGGUUACGGCGGAAUUAACUGUCAAGAAGAAAAAUCUGAUUGUAGAAAUGAUACGUGCCCAGAACGAGCUAUGUGCAAAGACGAACCUGGAUUCGAUAACUAUACUUGUUUGUGUAGAUCUGGAUAUACUGGAAUUGAUUGUGAUAUCACAAUCGAUCCAUGCACUGCUAACGGAAAUCCUUGCUCAAACGGUGCAAGUUGUAUUGCAUUACAACAAGGACGCUUCAAGUGUGAGUGCUUACCAGGAUGGGAAGGACAGCUUUGUGACAUUAAUACAGAUGAUUGUAUCGAAAAGCCUUGUCUUCUUGGUGCACCUUGUACGGACUUAGUUAAUGACUUUAGCUGCUCAUGUCCACCAGGAUUCACGGGAAAGCGUUGUCAUGAAAAAAUAGAUCUCUGCUCAAGCGAACCAUGCAAACAUGGAAUAUGUAUAGAUAAACUCUUCGUUCAUCAAUGUAUAUGUGACCCUGGUUGGUCAGGACCAUCGUGUGAUAUUAACAUUAAUGAAUGUGUGAUAUCACCAUGUGAGAACGGAGGUCAAUGUAUGGACGGUAUCGACGAUUUCAAUUGCGUUUGCGAAACUGGUUUUACAGGAAAGAAAUGUCAACACACCAUCGAUGAUUGUUUAUCAAAUCCUUGUCAAAACGGUGCAACAUGUAUGGAUCAAAUCGAAGGCUUUGUUUGCAAAUGCCGACCUGGAUUCGUAGGUCUUCAAUGCGAAACGGCCAUUGAUGAAUGUUUGACCGAGCCAUGCAACCCUACGGGAACCGAACGUUGUAUAGAUUUAGACAACAAAUACCAAUGCGUCUGUCGUGAAGGUUUCACAGGAAAAAUGUGUGAAACAAACAUUGAUGACUGCGCUUCAAAUCCUUGCUUUAAUGGUGGAUCGUGCACAGACGAAGUCGGUGGAUACAAAUGCGCCUGCCAUCCAGGAUGGACUGGCAAGAGAUGCGAAAAAGACAUCGGUAAUUGCGUAAACCAACCCUGCCAAAAUCAUGCUAAAUGUAUUGACCUAUUCCAAGAUUAUUUCUGUGUAUGUCCUAGUGGAACUGAUGGAAAACAAUGUGAAACGGCCCCGGAAAGAUGUAUUGGAAGCCCAUGUAUGCACGGCGGAAAGUGUCAAGACUUUGGAUCAGGCCUUAAUUGCACGUGUUCAUCUGAUUACACUGGAAUCGGCUGUCAAUAUGAAUUUGAUGCCUGCGAAGCUGGCUUGUGCCAAAAUGGAGCAACUUGCAUCGACGAAGGCGAAGGAUACCGUUGUAUUUGCGCACCUGGAUUUAAAGGACAAAAUUGCGACGAAGACAUUAUCGAUUGUAAAGAAAACUCUUGUCCACCUUCGGCAACAUGCAUUGACCUUCCAGGGAGAUUCUAUUGUCAAUGUCCAUUUAAUCUAACGGGAGAUGACUGUAGAAAAACAAUCAGUGUUGAUUACGAUAUGUACUUCAGUGAUCCCUUAAGGUCAAGCGCAGCCCAAGUGGUACCGUUUGAUACCAAUUCAGCAGAUAGCUUAACUAUAGCCAUGUGGGUACAAUACACACAACAAGACGAAGGCGGUGUCUUCUUCACAGCAUAUAGCGUAAGCAAUUCCCACAUUGCGCUUAACAGAAGACAAGUCAUACAAGCACAUUCAAAUGGAGUUCAGGUGUCUCUAUUCCCUGAACUACAAGACGUAUACCUCAGUUUCGGAGAAUUCGCUACGGUUAACGAUGGACAAUGGCACCAUGUUGCGUUGGUGUGGGACGGUAGCAAUGGCGGUGAACUCACAUUGAUUACUGAAGGACUAAUUGCCAGCAAACUUGCUGGUUAUGGCAGCGGUCGAACCUUGCCCCGAUACAUCUGGGUAACAUUGGGUAAACCGCAGUCCGAUAACGCAAAGGCCUAUACUGAAGCCGGAUUCCAAGGACAUCUUACCAAGGUACAAGUCUGGAAUCGAGCACUAGACGUCACUAAUGAAGUUCAAAAACAAGUCCGUGACUGCAGAACGGAGCCUGUCCUUUACAGUGGUUUAACUUUGACCUGGGCUGGAUAUGAUGACAUAAUUGGUGGAGUAGAACGAAUCGUACCAUCACAUUGUGGACAAAGGGUUUGCCCUAAUGGCUACAAUGGUCAAAAAUGUCAACAAUUAGAAGUCGAUAAAGAACCACCAAGAGUAGAUAGAUGCCCUGGUGACUUAUGGGUGAUUGCUAAGAAUGGAUCAUCUAUUGUCAACUGGGAUGCACCCAUAUUUAGCGACAAUGUUGGAGUGGCAAAAGUAGUAGAAAAAUCUGGACAUAAGCCAGGAGAGAACCUUGCUUGGGGAGCAUAUGACAUAGCCUACAUUGCAUAUGACGCCGUGGGUAAUGCAGCGACAUGCACAUUUAAGAUUACAGUAUUAUCGGAAUUCUGUCCACCUUUACCGGAUCCUCUGGGUGGUUAUCAAUCCUGUCGCGAUUGGGGCGCAGGAGGUCAAUUCAAGGUCUGCGAGAUUGCUUGUCGCGAUGGCUUGCGAUUCUCACAGCCCGUACCUCCGUUCUUUACAUGCGGCGCAGAAGGCUUUUGGAGACCAACAACUGAUCCCAGUUUACCACUAAUAUAUCCUGCUUGCUCACCUGCUUCACCUGCUCAACGUGUCUUCAAAGUAUCUAUGUUGUUCCCGAGUUCUGUUCUCUGCAACGACGCUGGCCAAGCCGUACUUCGACAAAAAGUACGCAGCGCUAUCAAUCAACUCAAUAGAGAUUGGAACUUCUGCUCUUACGCAAUUGAUGGUACUCGAGAAUGCAAAGAAUUGGAUAUUAAUGUGAAAUGCGAUCACCGCGCCAACAGGCAGACUAGACAAGUGUCGUCCCCUCCCACAGUAACAGCUGAAGAUACCUAUGUUUUGGACGCUAUAAUUCCUGUCGAAGAGACACGAAGCAGUAGGGAGGGUCGACAAAUUGGCGAUACGUACAGCGUUGAAAUAUCUUUCCCGGCUGUCAACGACCCAGUAAUCCACGGCGGUAAUAACGAAAGGUCGACUGUGCAACGAUUACUGGAGAAAUUAAUUCUCGAAGACGAACAAUUCGACGUUAGGAAUAUCCUUCCGAAUACCGUACCUGAUCCUGCGAGCUUGGUGCUUGCUUCUGAUUACGCCUGCCCUACUGGACAGGUUGUAAUGGCUCCUGACUGUGUGGCAUGCGCUGUCGGUACCUUCUUAGAUUCGGCAACCGACUCGUGCAAGCCGUGCCCCAUGGGAAGCUACCAAUCAGAAGCUGGACAAUUACAGUGUACAUCCUGCCCAACGAUAGCUGGCCAACCUGGAGUUACCCAAACAACAGGAGCUCGAAGCGCUGCUGACUGUAAAGAGAGGUGUGCCGCUGGUAAAUACUUUGACGCUGAGGCGGAACUUUGCCGUCCAUGCGGUCACGGUUCCUAUCAACCAAGAGAGGGCGCCUUCUCCUGUAUCUCCUGUCCCAGAGGUCAAACCACUCGAGCCACAGAAGCGGUAUCUGCUGCCGAAUGCAGAGACGAUUGUCCUUCAGGAGAACAGUUAGGCACUGAUGGAGGUUGUGAACCUUGUCCUCGAGGUACAUGGCGCGCGACAGGCGCGGGAGCCGCGUGCGCGCCAUGCCCUCCUGGGACUACCACACCGCAAACAGGCGCUUCCUCUGCAGAUCAAUGUUCAUUGCCCGUUUGUAGACCUGGAUCAUACCUCAACGUGACACUGAACACGUGUAUUCAAUGCAGAAAGGGUACCUACCAGUCGGAAGCACAACAGACAAUAUGCGUACCUUGUCCUAUAAACACGAGUACCAGAGGACCGGGCGCGACCUCAGAGUCAGACUGCACAAAUCCUUGCGAGAUGAGCGGUCCUGAGAUGCACUGCGAUGUCAAUGCAUACUGCCUUUUGAUGCCGGAGACAAGCGAAUUCAAAUGUCAGUGCAAACCUGGAUUCAACGGCACUGGAAAAGUUUGCAUAGACGUGUGCCUUGACUACUGCGACAAUGGAGGCGAAUGCGUAAAGGACGCUAGAGGCGAACCUUCGUGCAGAUGCACAGGUUCGUUCACCGGAAGACACUGCAGGGACAAGAGCGAGUUCGCUUACAUUGCGAGCGGUGUCGCCGGUGGAGUCAUCUUUAUUAUAUUCUUGGUCCUGCUUGUAUGGAUGAUUUGCGCCAGGUCAACCAAGAGGAAAGAACCAAAGAAGACACUCACCCCAGCUAUCGACCAAAACGGUUCCCAAGUGAACUUCUACUACGGAGCUCACACACCUUACGCGGAAUCAAUAGCGCCCUCGCAUCAUUCAACAUACGCUCAUUACUACGACGACGAGGAGGACGGCUGGGAGAUGCCGAACUUUUACAACGAGACUUACAUGAAGGAGAGCUUGCAUAAUGGUAUGAAUGGUAAAAUGAACAGCUUGGCGAGGUCAAACGCCAGCAUCUAUGGAACGAAGGAGGAUCUUUACGAUAGGUUGAAGAGACACGCGUACCCGGGUAAGAAAGAGAAGAGUGAUAGCGACAGUGAAGGUCAAUAGGGUGCUAGUUUGGAGAAUUCUGGUCAAUCUAUGAACUAUUUUUGUUAUACCCUACCUACCGUAAUAGUCUAUUUAAUGUA
Bombyx mandarina (wild silkworm) is the source of this 11144-nucleotide messenger RNA. RefSeq names its product sushi, von Willebrand factor type A, EGF and pentraxin domain-containing protein uif (gene uif). Gene Ontology annotation, biological process: Notch signaling pathway. NCBI's taxonomy places the organism in Eukaryota, Metazoa, Arthropoda, Insecta, Lepidoptera, Bombycidae. Gene Ontology annotation, molecular function: calcium ion binding; Notch binding. The record is from RefSeq and is a predicted model, not a curated record.